This is a messenger RNA of Exophiala mesophila, 2148 nucleotides long. RefSeq lists its product as uncharacterized. Lineage: Eukaryota; Fungi; Ascomycota; Eurotiomycetes; Chaetothyriales; Herpotrichiellaceae. The coding region runs from base 1 to 2148 and encodes 715 amino acids. The transcript is spliced from 7 exons. The record is from RefSeq and is a predicted model, not a curated record. Gene Ontology annotation, molecular function: ADP binding.
AUGCCUGGGGUUAUCCGUAAAUUGAUUGACAAAGCAUUUGCAAAUGAAAGCCCCAAAACCUCCUCAACUGAGUCACCAUGGGGCAUACUGGAGGUGACGUGCAAGUCGGAGGGCACGUCGACGGAAAAUCCCGUUGUAGAUGUCGUUUUCGUCCAUGGGUUAAAUGGAAACCGUGAACGCACUUGGACCGCGAAGAACGGAAUAUUGUGGCCUCGAGACCUACUCGCAGACGAGAUCAAGAAUGCAAGACUUCUCACCUUUGGCUGGGAUGCUCGAACAUACAGCAGCGAUGUGCUCUCGGCCACGAGUCUGUCACAACAUGGAAAUAAUCUCCUCCAGGAGCUCAGCAUCUAUCGUCGUAGCACAAAUACGAGACAUCUCCCUAUCCUCUUCGUUGCUCACAGCUUAGGAGGCCUUAUAUUAAAGAGUGGACUGGUCAACGCCCACUUAGCCACCUCCGAUCAUAACACACAUCUUCGGGAAGUCUCUGAGUGGUCCUACGGAAUCAUCUUCCUGGGCGUUCCGCAUCAAGGCUCCGGCGCCGCUGGGCUAGGAGAAUUUCUGUUGAACCUCAAAUCCGUUUAUCUCAACACGGACACUAGAUUUGUUAAACACAUGAAAGAGAAAUCAGAGUGGCUCGAGAACAACAUGAUGCAAUUCGCCAAUAUCAGCAACAAGUUCCAUACCUGCUACUGCUACGAAGCCUUUCCAGUGGUAAAACAUGGUUUGGAGAUCCUCAUUGUGCCAUUUUCUUCGGCCGUGCCGCCUGGACAGCGAGGAGGAGAAAUCCGGCAGUUCAUGAAGAACCACACCACAAUGACAAAAUUCGAAAACAAGCAGGACAAUGACUAUCAAGCUCUUCGACAGAUGAUCAAAGAGAUGUGUCGAGAAGCAGCUACAUGGACUGGCCAGAAAGCGGACUUCCAUAUUGAUGAGAGGCACCGCUCUUCUGCCGGCACAAUUGUUCCUGACCUGGGAUCCGACAAGUUUGAAGUGUCCUUUGAUUCCGUUCCGACCAACAACGCUUUCUUCACUGGCCGUCGAAACGAGCUUGAAAAACUAUGCUCUAUCCUUGUGCCGAAGACUGAUACCGGCCAUGAUACAAUGGGUGGGGCUUUGGCGCGUUCACCAGUCUCUACCAUGACUGCCGUUUUACAAGGCCUGGGCGGCGUCGGUAAGACUCAAAUCGCCCGAGAGUUUGCCUACUCAUACCGACACUGUUUUACCUCGAUCUUCUGGUUCGACGCCCACAGUCUCGAUACCUUGCUGGCAAGUUUCGUGCAGCUUGCGGAACAGCUCAUUAGCCGCUACAAGGACUUGCUUUCCGGUUUAGUUGGCGUGGAACAUGCCGGUGUCCAGGCAGCUUUUCAGCUCGACAUGGUCGGAUCUAUCAAUGAAACGGGCAACGUAUUGCCCAACUGUUCGAAAAAGAUUGUGGGGCCAGUCAAGAAAUGGUUUCAAGCCCAGGGCAACGGACAAUGGCUGCUCAUCUACGACAAUUACGAUCAUCCACAGCGCUACAAAAUUGGCGAGUAUUUGCCCAAUUCAGGGCACGGAGGUAGCAUAUUAAUUACGUCCCGCCGCGAUGAGUGCUAUACCCUGUGCAAGCCGGAAAGUUUCCUGAGUAUAAAGUCAAUGACGUCUUCGGAGGGCAUUGAGCUGCUUCUCAAAUACUGCAAUGUGGCUGAUAGUUCCACUUCGGGCGCAGAGUAUGAAGAGGCACGUCAGAUCGUCGAAGCACUGGGACAUCUACCGCUGGCAAUUGACCUUGCUGGUUCGUACUUGAGAAAGCGCAGAUGCCCGUUGAAAAAUUAUCUCAAGAUCAAAAAUAGAAUGUUGAAAACACUCAACGACAAGCCAUUGAACUGUGCAGAGUCGUACGAAUACACCGUUUUCACGACUUGGGAGGUCUCCUUUGCCGUGAUUGACGAAGACGAUCCGGAGUCGGCGGAUUUUCUGCUGCUAUGGGGCUUUUUGUCCAAUGAGAAAAUUCAGGUCGAGAUGCUACAGCGAGGGAUGGGCCUGGAGGACGAUGAAGGUAAGCACGUGCUCAUUUACUCCUGUCCUUUGCUGAAUAUCCACUCCAACUAUGUUUCUCAUCGCUGGAGCGCAUGCCCUAGUGCACGUGGACAGUGCGAAAUAGGAUAG